AUGUACUGCCUUGAUCUAGAGAUACCCACUCACCUCGAAAGGAUUGUUUUUCGUAUCAAGGACUCGGCCCUCACAAAACUGCUACCAAACCUCCUGGAUACCAUCAAGAAUCAAUGGAAUCAAUCCACCAGCAACAAGAUCAAGAAUGAAGAUAACGAAGCUGAAGGACUCAUGACUGUGAGCGCAGUGGGAGAUGAUACGAAGAUCAAGGUAGAUGAGAUGGAGCAAACAAAAAUCAAAGUAGAGGUGGAGGAAAGCAACACUUCCAUGGAUUCUCCAGUUUACCCAUGCCAUCUGCUUACUAGGCGUUAUGGAAAUCCAAUCCAGGACUCACUCGACCCAUUUAGGCCAUGGCACUAUUCAGUUCAACCUUUUUACCACUCAGAAGUAGCGAUGGAGGUGGCUAAAAAAUGGGCCCUCUAUCAACAGAUCCAUCAUGAAAUGUACGACGAACUUCAAUUUUAUUCCAAGUCACUGUUGUGA
Messenger RNA from Suillus fuscotomentosus, 483 nucleotides. RefSeq lists its product as uncharacterized. The transcript is spliced from 4 exons. Bases 1 to 483 code for a protein of 160 amino acids. Lineage: Eukaryota; Fungi; Basidiomycota; Agaricomycetes; Boletales; Suillaceae. The record is from RefSeq and is a predicted model, not a curated record.